Messenger RNA from Paramuricea clavata, 5229 nucleotides. Lineage: Eukaryota; Metazoa; Cnidaria; Anthozoa; Malacalcyonacea; Plexauridae. The record is from the annotation of a GenBank genome assembly.
AUGGUCAACGACAUUGAAGCCAAACAUCCACAAACGAACAAUUUGGUCAAGUUUGCAGACGAUUUAACAGUAAGUGUUCCUGUCAUAUCGUCUGGUGACGCGGCUUUGGACGAGGUAACUAACAUUGAGAGUUGGGCAAGCAACAAUAGAAUGAAACUCAACUUUAAAAAAACCUGGCAAAUGUUACUAUGUACUCGUUCACCUGCCAUGCCUCCCCCCCCCCCCUUUAUUAAUGGAAUACGACUUAAAAAAUGGUUAGAACUACUUGGUGUCACCUUUCAAGAACACCCACGUUGUUAGGACAAGCAGGUAGAUAGCUUGUUGUCAAAGGCAGGAAGUCGAAUUUACAUCCUGAGAGUUUGUAAAUUCUACGGAUAUUCGCUAAAUGAACUUACUAAAUUGUUCGAUUCAUUGAUCCUGUCGUUAUUUUACUAUGCAAUUGAAGUAUGGGGAUCGGCUUUGCAAGCAAAAUACAUUGAUAAAUUCAACAAGUUUCUCAAUCGUGCAUUCCGAUAUGGAUACACUCAAAAUAAAUAUUCAAUGGCCAAGAUGAUUGAGGAGAGGGAUCGAUUAUUGUUCAAUAAGGUCAUGCACAAUCCUGAACAUUGCCUACAUGAGUUGUUACCAGAAGAACGUCAACGACCUUUAAGAGAACGCGAUCAUCAAUUUAUGUUACCAAAAGUUAAUUUACACAGAACGUUUUAAACGAUCAUCUUUGAACAAGUGUCUUUUUAAUGACUUUUAGCUUUAAAAUUUCGUUAUAUAUAUAUAUAUAUAUAUAUAUAUAUAUAUAUAUAUAUAUAUAUAUAUAUAUAUAUAUAUAUAUAUAUAUAUAUAUAUAUAUAUAUAGAUAGAUAGAUAGUGGUUUUUGACUUGUUUUCAGACGAGUGUAUACCAAACCGGGCAAGCAGAAAAUUCUACUUGACCGCGGCUGGGAUUAGAACCCGCGACCUUCGUAUUUAUAUUUAUAUAUAUAUAUAUAUAUAUAUAUAUAUAUAUAUAAAUAUAUAUAUAAAGUAUUUUUUAGUGAAUAAAAAAUACUUUCCUACGGUGAUUAACAUAUAUAAAAAUUAUAAAUGCCAUAUCGUGAUGAUUAACAUAUAUACGGCUGAAGAAGACAUGUUACUGUCGAAAUGGUAUCAGCAAAUUCGGCAUGGCUUUGGUGAGUGGCCAUGUAGGCGUUCAGGAAUUGUUGUGGCUGGUUGGGUUUGAAUAUACCAUCGGGCUGGUAGCUCAGUUGGUAGAGCGAUGGGCUUGUAACCCAGAGGUCGCCGGUUCGAAUCCGACUUAGUCCCAACUUUUCCUGUUCACUAAAAAAUACUUUCCUACGGUGAUUAACAUAUAUAAAAAUUAUAAAUGCCAUAUCGUGAUGAUUAAUAUAUAUAUAUAUAUAUAUAUAUAUAUAUAUAUAUAUAUAUAUAUAUAUAUAUAUAUAUAUAUAUAUAUAUAUAUAUAUAUAUAUAUAUAUAUAUAUAUAUAUAUAUAUAUAGAUAUAUAAUAUAUAUAUAUAUAUAUAUAUAGACAUAUACAUAUAGAUAUAUAUAUAUAUAUACAUAUACAUAUAGAUAUAUAUAUAUAUAUACAUAUACAUAUAGAUAUAUAUAUAUAUAUAUAUAUAUAUAUAUAUAUAUAUAUAUAUAUAUAUAUAUAUAUAUAUAUAUAUAUAUAUAUAUAUAUAUAUUUAACAAUAUGUUUAUUCAGCUAUUAUUGUGAUGCUGUACUCUAAUUAGGUUGGCAAAAAUCCAUUGCAAAGCGCGGGAGCAGUAGCACUUCUUCUUGCUGUGAAAAACAAUCCAAGCUCCGGCUUGAUGGAAAUAGAAUUGAUGGUAAGUUGUUUAUCAAUUAAAUUUAAACGGAAAAUAUCAAUAUGUUUUUUAUUUUCUCGUUUGAAAGAGCAUUUAAAAGCAUAUGUUACGUCACAACGUCACAUUUCGUUUCAGAUAAAUUAAUAUACUUAGGGAAAUAAUUGAAAAUAAUUUCCCUUUUCCCCCAGAAUUUGGGCGUCGCUUUUUUCGCUCUAGGGGCGUCCCAGGACGCCUGGACGCCAUUCUGGCUAAAAGCCUGGUUCUUCGUAUUUCUCAGGAUAUAACGGUGAACCAGGAAUUCCUCGCUUUAUUGAAAGAAAUCCAGGAUGGUCGACCUGGUAUCAAGAUUUCACACGGUGGUUCUGGUGGUGCUAACGAGAAGCCUAAAGAACGUCCAGCUCCGAUGAAGAUCUUGAAAAACUACAUCGAGAACAAUCAAAUGAGACUGUAUGAUUUCUUCUCCAUGAUGGACAAGGAUAAAAGCAUGAGUCUUACCAUACAGGAGUUUGUUAAUGGAUUACAGGUUCGUUCAUGAGAGAGAAAUUUGGCGAAUAAAGGAAUACCUAAUGGUUUUCCGUGCAGGAUCGCGUGAUCCAUGCACGAGGGAUGUCGCGAGACUUUCGGAAAGCGUGAAAAUACUCGAGCCGCAGGCCAGUGUAUUUUUACGCUUUCCGAAAGUCGAGCAACAUCCCAAGUGCAUGGAUCAUGCUAUCCUGCUUCGAAAACCAUUUGUUUUAUAAAAUAACUACUGUGAAACAAUGACAUUUUGAGAAUCCCGCGAAGGCAUUUUAAUUCCUCGUGCAGGAUAGCCUGAUCCUGCACGUCUAUUGACCGAUCAAAUUGCGUGUUUCACUGUAGUUAUUAUACAAAUUGUUUUACUAUACAUGGGUGUGAAAUGUUGGGAUCCUAGGUAAUAUAUUACUGUUACGUUUCAAAAAGUUUUUUCCGCUUUUUUGUCUGGAACAAUGUCGGUUGAAUUGGUUUUUGGAAAAAAAUGGGUUUUUUUCCCGAUAUAUCGAUUAACCGCCUCACCCUAAGUCCAAUGGAGUCAAACUGGGAUGCCUUUUUUCACAUGCGACCGAGGUGGAUUUAUAAUCCUAAUAACUGCACAGUGCAAUCACAGAGGUGGACGACACGUGCAUAAAAGGUUUAUACUGAUCUUUUUAGGAAACUGGGAUACAUAUGAAUGACUCUGAACUACUUGCGUUGGUUGAAUCACUGGACAAAGAUAACGAUGGUGAAAUUAAUUACAGGUAAUAUGAAUAAGGAUAAUGAUAGAACGGAUUGUUGAUGGGUUUUGUGGAUGAAAAUUUCGAGCAAAAAAUUUAUAUAAUUAUAUCAGACGUGACCGAGUCGCGAAAAAAAAACCAUCAGGGGUAUUUUAGGUUUUGGGACUUGGGUGGGAGCUUCCCCCAAAUUUCAGGGGUUUUUAUUGGGGGGGGGGGGGUUCCCCCUUCUAGUCACAAACCCAGACAUAAUUUCCUACGCUCACAUAUUUCCAAGUGAGGGGACAGAAAUGAUGUCCGAGGUCACCAACUGCACCUGCAAGUGAUCACCCAUUUUUGUGCUCAUGCAAGGUUAUAUGCCUUAUCACUUGCCAGUUUAAUAUCACGCGUAAAAUUCUCACAUCUUGUAACAAGUCUGCCAACAAGCCGUCAACAAGAUGUAUUCGCACUGCUUGUCACAUGUUGUCAACAGGUUUGGAACAACUUGUUGACAACUUUGUCGAAAUUAUCAGACUUGUUGCAAGGUUGUUUUGACACGUCCGUGACAUGCUUGAUAUAACAAGAUUGUUACAACCUUGUAUUGACAACUUUGUAACAUCCUUGUUAUAUCAUGGCUGUAACAAACUUGUUAGCAGCACACACUUGUAACAAGGCUGAUAAUGCCAUCAAGCUUGUUCCAAACUUGUUACAACAAACUGGGAACAAGCAGUGCGAACACAACUUGUUGACAGCUUGUGAACAGACUUGUAACAACUUUUACGUGUGUAAUGAGGUAAACACAGCCUGCAUGUACUCGCCCAGGUCUUGACUGAGGCUGUCACAAGAUCGUAUAUGUUUAUUACAGCGAGCUGAUGCUUGGUUCGAUUGAACAGAAGAAGGAAGAUCGUAAACAACAGUUGAAAGAUCAGGCGGAGGAAGAAAGACGUAUUAAAAUAUUGACUUCUUAGCAAGACUCCAGCUUUCAGAAGUAUAUAUAGUUGUAGAGGUAAGACACUUCAACGUUCAACCUGUUCUAAAAUCUACCGAUUUUUGUUAAUUCUACCUGGAAAUGGAUCCACUGGGGGGGGGUUACAAAAUUUGUAUGCAGUGCCGUAGCCAGAACGAUAAUUGUGUGGGCAAUAUUCAUAUAUUCGUGUUCACAUACCAUAAAAACAAUUGAUUUCAAAAGAAAUUAAUAAAGCAGAACACGAAUAUAUGAAUAUUUGCCCCCCCCCCAAUUAUCGUUCUGGCUACGGCACUGAUUUGUAAAGUCCUUGAAUUUCUAAAGAAGUGCUUGAACGUCUUUGAAUUUUACUCUCCCUGACUUGUACGGACCGUGGGCGAAACGAGAUAGUAACAUAACAUGAUUGUAAAAUUGGUACAGCUUACGUACUUGCUUAACGGUCAUACCCUUAUACCAUAACUAAAGCUUGAUGAGUUCACCCCGAAUCCAUCCCUGAUUCUACGUUAAGGUUCACAAGAGAAUUUGUAUCUGUCCGUUUUAUAUAGUUUAAAAUUUACCACUAAUAUAUUUUCUACUUAUAAAUAUACUUAUUAAUAUCAUACUGUACGUAUAAAAAAUAUUAAUAUAAAUUUUAUAAAUAGUACAUCCUAAAACGGUAACAAAAAAUUGAACACAAUUAUUUUGUAAACUGUGAAAUAAUAUAUAUUUUUAGUCUGAAUAUAUAAAAAGAACAUUCUUUGAAAGGACAUAAUAAAACCGAAGCCAUUUACUCGCUGCGAUUGCUUGCUUGAAUAUUUAAUCAGUUGGCCAGUGAUUUCACAUAAGGUAGUUCACAGGUGUUAAAUAUUGUAAAUUAUUCACAAAAUGUAUUUCUGUGACGUUUUAGUUUUUAUCCAAUAUCGUAUCUUUCGCAGUUUGGUAUUGAGGUUUACCAUUGAAAUAAGUACAGUAUAGAAAGUCAUUCAGCCCUUCAGGAUGCCCGAAGGCUUUAGUUCACACUCAAUUUUAUGACCAUUUUACAAUCACCAAGAUUUCUUAAUAUAUCGUUGCACACUGUAAAAUAUCACACUGGUCACUGUUCUAAUUCCAGUCUGACUCUUGCCUGGCGCUCUCCUCUUUCAAGAAGUUGUUUCAUACAUAUAGUUAUUGAUGGAGUUCCUCCAUAUGUUGCACGAGCUCAUUUUGUUUUGAUUUUCUUCGCUGUUUUCUGUUCAUCAAUAGCUUUCCUUUUCUCCUGUAGUUUCUUCACCUACAC